GGCCAUGCCCACUUGGGGCACCCCGCCACCCUGUGUUCCAGGGACAGCUGGAGCACAUGCUUCUUCCCUCGCCAACCCAGCAAUUCCGCAGGGCAUCUGACCUCCACUGUUGACUUCUACCCAGAGGACAAGAACAUUUUUAGUUCCCAAGGAAUGUACAUCAGCCCCACGGAAGCUAGGCCACCUCUGGGAUGGGGUUGCUGGUUUAAAACAAACACCAGUCAUCCUAUAUAAGGACCUGACAGCCACCAGGCACCACCUCCGCCAGGAAUUGCAGGUAAGCUCUCUCUACUCUCCGUGUGCGUUUGCUGACAGGUUUAUUGUCCGUGACUGCUGCCCGUCCAUUUAACCUCUCUGGGCCUCAGGAGUCCCCUCUAAACACGGGGGAUGUUGGACUGUCUGGCUGAAAGACAAAGCUUCAUUUAGGAGCUGCCUCUAACCCCCCUCCCUGCUAAGUCCCCUGGGGCCCUUGCUGGUUCAGCUUCCUCACUCCUCAUGAAAAGACUUGCCAUGAGCUCUCAGAGCCUGGGACGAAAGGCACUGGGGAGGACCCCCAGCCCCUAUCAAGUCCUGCUGCCAGGUGUUCUGCCCUGAACAGCCUUGGAGAAGAGAACACACAUCCAUUAUCUUCUACCUUGGGAGGUGGAAGGGGGGUCCUCUCUACACAGCAGUCAGGACCCCAGAUGGUAAAGCCCUUCACGCCGUUUGCUGGGCUCCUACCUGAGCAAGCUCAGAGGCACAUGAGAAGGGGAGGCAGCUGCCUGGAGACCCUCUCUCCCCCAGGCCCACCUGUCUGCAACCCAGCUGAGGCCAUGCCCUCCCCAGGGACCGUCUGCAGCCUCCUGCUCCUCGGCAUGCUCUGGCUGGACUUGGCCAUGGCAGGCUCCAGCUUCCUGAGCCCUGAACACCAGAGAGUCCAGCAGAGAAAGGAGUCGAAGAAGCCACCAGCCAAGCUGCAGCCCCGAGCUCUAGCAGGCUGGCUCCGCCCGGAAGAUGGAGGUCAAGCAGAAGGGGCAGAGGAUGAACUGGAAAUCCGGUUCAACGACCCCUUUGAUGUUGGAAUCAAGCUGUCAGGGGUUCAGUACCAGCAGCACAGCCAGGCCCUGGGGAAGUUUCUUCAGGACAUCCUCUGGGAAGAGGCCAAAGAGGCCCCAGCUGACAAGUGAUCGCCCACAAGCCUUACUCACCUCUCUCUAAGUUUAGAAGCGCUCAUCUGGCUUUUCGCUUGCUUCUGCAGCAACUCCCACGACUGCUGUACAAGCUCAGGAGGCGAAUAAAUGUUCAAACUG
Molecule: messenger RNA, 1289 nt
Organism: Pan troglodytes (chimpanzee)
Lineage: Eukaryota; Metazoa; Chordata; Mammalia; Primates; Hominidae
Gene: GHRL
Product: ghrelin and obestatin prepropeptide
Exons: 4
Coding region: 684-1166 (160 amino acids)
Biological process (GO): positive regulation of growth hormone secretion; negative regulation of inflammatory response; regulation of response to food
Cellular component (GO): extracellular region
Molecular function (GO): growth hormone-releasing hormone activity; ghrelin receptor binding
Source: RefSeq, a predicted model, not a curated record